UUGGCGGCAAAUCGAACAGCAUAAAAACCUCGGAGGCAAAAUUUUCCAACUCAUUUGCCGCCUAAAUUUUGGACUUGAUACUAAAGAUUAACCGAUUUUAAUAGUGAAUUUCAACAGUGCUACUGCUGCAGAAAAAAACGAGCAACAAGCUAGGACAAAUAAAAUUACAAACAUGUCUCAAAUGGCGUCAAAGGAAAACAUUGCGGACAACUUGGAGAAGUUCUCGCUUAAGAGCCCCAGCAAGAAGGUCUUGACCGACAACGCCAGCAACGUUCGCAAAAUGUCCAUUGGCCAGGAGGACAACGGUGGCCAGACGGCCAAGGAGCAGGCUGAAAUUGGAGUCGGCAAGUCGGCAUCUAUCAUGGAUAAGUCGGUAGCGCCCUUCGACCCCUCGCUGGAGCCGCUGCUGCGAGAGAAUCCCCGGAGAUUCGUCAUCUUUCCCAUCCAGUAUCACGACAUCUGGCAGAUGUACAAGAAGGCCGAGGCCUCCUUUUGGACCGUGGAAGAGGUGGAUCUGUCCAAGGAUUUAACCGACUGGCAUCGCCUUAAGGAUGACGAACGUCAUUUCAUCUCCCAUGUGCUGGCGUUCUUUGCCGCCUCCGAUGGCAUCGUCAACGAGAACCUGGUCGAGCGUUUCAGUCAGGAGGUGCAGAUCACAGAGGCCCGCUGCUUCUAUGGCUUCCAGAUCGCCAUGGAGAACGUCCAUUCGGAGAUGUACAGUGUGCUGAUCGACACUUACAUCCGGGAUCCGCAUCAGCGGGACUACCUGUUUAAUGCCAUCGAGACCAUGCCGGCGGUGAAGCGCAAAGCUGACUGGGCCCUGUCCUGGAUCUCCUCCAAGUCUGCCAACUUUGGAGAGCGGAUCAUUGCAUUUGCCGCCGUCGAGGGCAUCUUCUUCAGCGGCAGCUUUGCCUCUAUUUUCUGGCUGAAGAAGCGCGGCCUGAUGCCUGGCCUGACCUUCUCCAACGAGCUCAUCUCCCGCGACGAGGGUCUGCACUGCGACUUUGCGGUGCUGAUGUUCCAGCAUCUGGUGCAGCGACCGCGUCGCGAGCGCAUCAUCGAGAUCAUUCGUGACGCUGUGGACAUUGAACAGGAGUUCUUGACCGAUGCCCUGCCCGUGAAUCUGAUCGGCAUGAACUGCGACCUAAUGUCGCAGUACAUUGAGUUUGUGGCUGAUCGCCUGCUCGUCGAGUUGGGCGUUGGAAAAAUCUACAACACCAAGAACCCGUUCAACUUCAUGGAGAUGAUCUCGCUGGACGGCAAGACCAACUUUUUUGAGAAGAAGGUGGGCGAGUACCAGCGCAUGGGCGUCGCCACCAACCGCCUGGACAAUGUCUUUACCCUGGACGCCGACUUUUAGGGCUGGUCCCGGGUCUUCAUACCACACGAAUUCAAAUUUAAUUCAAUAUUUAAUCUAAUUCAAUGCAAUCCUUCAAGUGGACGCAAGGGCUGGCUUCUCAUGCACUAUCCUUUAAGCAGACCGCCUUUAUGUGUUGUCCGUUUUAAGUUAACUUAGGCUAAGACCGAUCACUGACCCGUGCACCAUCUUCAUCAUUUUGUCAUUACUAAUUUGAAACCCAGGGAAGCGCUCGAUGAUUGAAAUAUUCUCAAAAACUUGACUAGAAGCGACCUCUUUUCGAAUUCAUUGUACAUACAACAUUUUAAAUAAACUUAUGCAUAGACAAUUAUUAAGCACUACUA
Drosophila serrata is the source of this 1701-nucleotide messenger RNA. It is a transcript of the gene RnrS, whose product is annotated as ribonucleoside-diphosphate reductase subunit M2. The record is from RefSeq and is a predicted model, not a curated record. NCBI's taxonomy places the organism in Eukaryota, Metazoa, Arthropoda, Insecta, Diptera, Drosophilidae. Gene Ontology annotation, cellular component: cytosol. Gene Ontology annotation, molecular function: ribonucleoside-diphosphate reductase activity, thioredoxin disulfide as acceptor. Gene Ontology annotation, biological process: deoxyribonucleotide biosynthetic process.